Molecule: messenger RNA, 3001 nt
Organism: Manis pentadactyla (Chinese pangolin)
Lineage: Eukaryota; Metazoa; Chordata; Mammalia; Pholidota; Manidae
Gene: CD164
Product: CD164 molecule
Exons: 6
Coding region: 76-654 (192 amino acids)
Cellular component (GO): endosome; lysosome
Source: RefSeq, a predicted model, not a curated record
GGGCGGGGCUGCCGAGGACUGAGGCCGACGCCGCGGGAGCCGCAGCUUACCCGGGACCUUGCCGCUGAGGCCGCGAUGUCGGCGCCCGCGCUUCCGCUGCUGUGGGCCGCGGCCUGCUUGGCCGCACUGUGCGCGUCCCAGACCGCGCCCGUGCUGCCCACGUCCGCCGCUGUGACCACCCCGCCGCCCACGACAGGCAGCUCGCCAGCCACCACUCCCGCGCCAGAAACCUGUGAAGGCCGGAAUAGCUGUAUUUCCUGUGUCAACACCAACUUCACUGAUGUUACUCCCUGCUUGUGGAUAGAAUGUAAAGAUAAUAAAAGCUACUGUUCACAUAAUUCAACAGUUAGUGACUGCCAGGUGGUGAAUAGCACAGAAUUCUGCUCAGUGCCCACUGCCACUCCAUUGCCAACCAAUUCUACAGCUAAAACCACAACUCUGCCUCCCUCCUCUACAGCCUCCACCACAACUACACCUGCGACAUCAGGUCCCACUAAUACCACUCUAACCCCAACCUCACAACCUGUACGGAGGUCGACCUUUGAUGCCGCCAGUUUCAUCGGGGGAAUUGUCCUUGUCCUGGGCGUGCAGGCUGUGAUUUUCUUUCUCUAUAAAUUCUGCAAGUCAAAAGAACGAAACUACCACACUCUGUAAACAGACCCACGAAGUUAACAAGGACUGGCAUGUAAUUCACUGAAACCAAAAUAGUAUCUUUUAAGAUGUCCCACGUGGGAGAUGCUAUUCCAGGAUCUUUAAAUUUUCAGAGGAUGCAUAUAGGGUAUUUUGGAGCAUCGUCCUUGAAGAAAAAUCAGUUAAAUCAUUUUGCUGAACAGGAAUAUUUAAAAAUAUGCUGCAUGAAUCCUUGUGGCUGUUUUCUUUUCUUUUAAAUGGCUGUCGCUGUGGGAUCAGGUUCUUCUCAUCAUGCCGGAUGUGGCCCUGAGUGGUGGGCAGCGCUGUCCUGCACAGACCACCUCGUGGCUCUCCUGGCAGUUUAAAUUCAGUCAUUUUAAGGCCUGGAAGCUGCAUUGUAUUCAUCCUAACUCAGGAUGUAGGUUAGUGAUUAGAAUUGAGGAGAGUGCCAAAUGGGUGUCAGUCAGGUGGGUUUUUGGCUAUCAUUUCAAAAGUGGAAAAAAUUUAUAAAUUUAGAGUACACUGUAUCCUUAGAGUAAAAUUUCAUGCUUGAUAAGUUAUUUUUUCUACAUUAGAAAUAAGAUGCCACACAGGGAAUUACAUUCCAGGUUUAAAGAAAUGAACGGAUACAGACUAUUAAAGUGUAGCAGGUUAUUCAUAUUUGUAAAGCACCUUGUGUCAUUGAGAAAAUACAGAAUCGUGCCUUAAAAGACAGACUAAAAAGUAGACUGUGACUUAAAAUGUUUGUGAUUUGUGUUUUCUCGUCAAGGAGGGUCACAGUUGGUCUGAGGAUGGAGCUAGUGGUGAGCAGAAGCAAGCCUGCUGUCAGGUGUCCGACUGCGGGUGUUGGACGAGACACCCCCCCCACUUCAGGCCUGAGGGACGGACACUAACAGAUGUCACACAGAAUUAAAAGCCUUCAUAUACUGAACCUCCCAACAUUUUUCUUACAGCUGUUUACAAAGCAUAGAGACAAAAUUGAUUUAAUUAUAUUUUCCUUUAUACUUCAAAAAAGUAUCCUAAUGCUGUUUGUACCUCAAAAGGAAUUUCCACCAAGCUUUUUUCAUGAGGCAAGAAGGAAAUAAGUCGUUUUAGAAUCUUUUAUUAUUUAAAUGAGAUAAUCAUUUUAAGUUUUGAGAUAGCAGAUGUGACCAGCGUAAAUUCAGAAAAAGCUAAGGGUUUGGGUCAACUGAUUGCCAUAGGUUUUAGUGGUGACGGCCCUGGACAGACAGACGGACAGACCGCGCGUGCUCUCGCUCGCUCGCUCUCUCUCUCCCUCCCCCCUCCCCCCACCCCUCCAAGUCCCCUUUCUUCUCAGUUUCAGUUCCCAUAGCAGAACGGGCAUGCUUACUGGUUUUGUUUUCUUAAGAAACCCCAGGUUUUUUGGUUUGAGAGGGACAUUUCUCCCCUGCCUUUGACUCUUUGGUGUAGUUCAGAGGCUUAAACCAGUUUAAAAUGAGAUUUUACUUUUUUCUAGGUCACUGAGGUUUUUUUGUUUUAGUUCCUUUAACCUACAGCGGCUGAGUUUAGCACUUGGUUUUCAGUAUUUUUAUAGUAGGCAAUGACAAGUUGCUUUGGUCCAUUUCAUAAGCCAAAAAUUCCCUGCGUUUAGAUAAUUACAUUAAAGGUUCUUAAAGUAAAGAUUUAGUGUUUGUUACUUGCUGGUACAGCUGAAGUUUGUUUUACUUGCACAUUUGUACAUACACCUAAUGUUUUCAAGUGCCUUAAUUGUUUAAAAUCUCUGGCUUCAAAGGUUUUUGGGAAAGGAUAGGUUUACCUCAUAUUUUUGUGUUCUCAUUAUUAGUCCUAGAAACCUCACCAAAAAAUUGUAUUAUGGUGCCAUGGCUGUUAGUUUUUAGUGAGUGCUAUAAGAUGCAAGAUUCAUUUGAAAAUACAGAGAAUUUCCAUUCCAAAGUGACAGAAACAGCUGCCGCGGUACAGUUGCCAUUUACCUGGAGAAUACAUGCUGCUCGUCAGGGUCAGCACACAGAGCAUUUUUGUGAAAAUGUAGCUGAUGAAGCCUCUCUGUAACUUUGAGUAACAACAAAAUUAUACUAGGAAAUCAGAUUUUGCAAGAAGAGCUCUUACAGUAAAACUCACUGUCUUUUCUUCCCUUCUUUUAGCAAUUUUAUGUCUUCAGCCAUUAAUGAUAAUUUUUUAAAAUCCAGAUGGUAUGUAAAAACCUGUUCAGAUUUUUCCUGAUUUGUUUAUGCAAAUGCAGUUCAAUGAAAAUACUUUAUUUUGCCUUACAGAGACUUGUUGCAUAGGCAGACACUGUAUUUAGAAUUUAUAUUUCAAUUCAUGAUAAACUGCAAAACAAAUCCAUAUCAUGUACCAAACUGAUUUAAAAUAAAUCUACGUUUAUUGAAUG